This is a messenger RNA of Dermacentor silvarum, 2413 nucleotides long. RefSeq lists its product as uncharacterized. The record is from RefSeq and is a predicted model, not a curated record. The coding region runs from base 1 to 2412 and encodes 803 amino acids. Lineage: Eukaryota; Metazoa; Arthropoda; Arachnida; Ixodida; Ixodidae. The transcript has 10 exons. Gene Ontology annotation, biological process: proteolysis. Gene Ontology annotation, molecular function: serine-type endopeptidase activity.
AUGGCCAGCAGCAGUCGCGGGCGGCCGAUCGCGGUCAGCGCGUCUCGGCCCGCUGCUCUUCGGUCACUGCAUGCGAACGGGGCCGCCGCACUGCCCCACUUCCACGACCUGCAUGAAACUGACAAUGACGGUUUCUUGAUCGUUCUAUCCAGUAUAAACUUUAUCACGGCUUUAAUUGCAUUUCUUGCCAUAGGAAAUUCAACUGCAUAUGAGCACCAUUGGUGCGCACACUUUAACACCGAAUCUACAAGCGGUCGUUGCUGCAACAACGAGGAUGCUUUCUCCGCCAGCGAUGCGUACGACCGUGGUUCGAGAUCUGAGAAGGGACCAGCCGACUCACACAUCCUAAUGGAAGGAACCAACGUGACCAGCAGCACCGCGAAACCUGAAACCAUAACGUACCGAAUGACGGUACUAGACAGUUUGCAGAAUGACACCGAGCUCUACAACACGACCUCCGGAAGCGUCAUUAUCGUGGGGCGUAAUGCCAGACAACGAUCCAAGUUUUUCGAGCGGGAUCCGACUUUCACCAACGCCGAGUCGAGGACCUCCGGUUUUCGCAAGGCGAAAAUCAUCCAGGCUAGUGGCGACCCGGCGACGAGUGGCCGGAACCGCGGCUACUCCGACCCAGCACCCGAAUCUCGGAUAGUCAACGAUCCUGAAAGCUAUUUCCCCAUUAAGGGUUUCAUCCCAAUCAUAGGAGUCCCCGAAAAGAAGCCCGACCACCUUCACCGUGGUUCCCAACAUUUUGUGCCCAGCGACUUCUUCGCAUCCGUUGGUCCAAAAAGGAACGGUCCGGUUUCGGCCGAGCCCACGAUGCCUCCAGCCGCUUACUACCCGCGGAAGCAGCAGCAGUCUUCCAACGGCCUCCCACCGAUUGUGCGACCAGACUGGGCCAAUAAACAAGACCAAAAGACUGCCGCAGUUAACUUUCAGCCCCGCCCCGGCAAGCAGCUGGACGAAGGACGCAGACCUUUCGGCAACGCGCUGGGGGCGUCGUAUGUGUCUGGCUCGGACGUGCCCCCGGAGUACCCCGUGGCUCCCGACUUGGCAAUCCCAGAGUGCGUAUGUGUACCCUUCUACCUGUGCAAGGAGGGCUACUUGGCGAACCCCCGACUGGACCAGCCGAGCAGACCAGGUUUCAGUGACCCCGGCCUGCUCAUUCCCAUCGACGAGCGAAGCAACGACAAGGUUGAUGUGCGCAACGGGAGCGUCGUUGAGUCCCGAAUGAGGAGGGACGCCAACGAGAGCGAAGCGGCUUUGGAGGCAGCACCUGCCUACGCGACGGACAUUAUGCAACGUAUGCUGGGCAGAUCCAGCUUCGGCCAGUGCGGCGUCCUGCGUACGUGCUGCAAGCUGCCAAGUUCAGCGCACCGCGGUGGGCCCGUGUUUCAGCCAGGAAUUCAGCCCGAGAUCAUGGCCCAGCUGUUCCCCAAGAAAGCGGCCUUUGGAUCACCGCACAGGAGGCCCGUUCCCAACUUCCCACUGCCAUUUCGGAAGCCAGUGCGCCGUCCCCCGGUGCCCAUCGAUGCCACUUUGCCCUUUCCUGCGCCCUCGGUGGGCGUGCUCGGACCAGUGCUCCCGCCGCAGCAACCGGAGGCGUCGUUCCCGAUAUGCGGAGCCCGAAAUGCGUUCGGCAUCCACGGCCGCGUCAAGAAUCUCCACUACCCGGAGAGCGGUGCAGACUUCGCCGAGUUCCCCUGGCAUGUGGGCAUCAUGAAGAAACUGGCGCCCCAGGAGAGCCUGUACGUGUGCGGUGGGACGCUCGUCGCCAGCCAGUGGGUCGCCACGGCGGCCCACUGCCUCAAGAACCUUCGGCCGCAGGACAUCAAGAUCCGGCUGGGCGAGUGGGACGUGAACCGCGAGGACGAGUUCUACGCGCACGUCGAGAAGCAGGCAGCGCAGGUGGUGGUGCACCCCGAGUUCUUUCCGGGAAACCUGAACAACGACCUGGCGCUCAUCCGGCUCGACUCCCCCGUCGACCUCAAUCUGCCACACAUCGGAGCCGCCUGCCUGCCCGAGCUGCGCGAGACAUUCGAGGGACACCGCUGCUGGGUCACCGGAUGGGGCAAGGACGCCUUCGGUCAGCAGGGUGAGUACCAGCACAUCCUGAAGAAGGUGGACGUGCCUGUAGUGAGCCACGACGAGUGCCAACAGCGGCUGCGCCGUACACGCCUCGGGCCCUACUACCAGUUGCACCCGGGCUUCGUGUGCGCCGGAGGGGAGCCCGGAAAGGACGCUUGCACGGGCGACGGGGGCAGCCCACUGGUGUGCGAGUACAACGGUCUGUGGAAGGCCAUCGGACUCGUCUCGUGGGGCAUCGGCUGCGGACAGGCCGGAGUGCCAGGUGUCUACGUGAACCUGGCGCAGUAUCGCCAAUGGAUAGACGCCGUCAUCACCGGCCUCGGAUGAG